CUUCCACCGCUGGAAUGCAUGAUCCGCUGUCGAAGCGUCUCAGCUGCUGCUGCGUCGAGUGCGGCACCGUCGUGAGCAGCACGUAUCGCGACUACGGCAAAGGGAACAUUCGUUUAAAGAUCUGCCGCAACUGCAACCUCACGGUGGACAAGUACGUCGAGUUUGAAGCGAUCUUGAUCAUGAUCGACCUCAUGCUCGGCAAGCAACAAGCCUACAGGCACUUACUGCACAACCGCCGACCCCUCCUUCUCACCCAGCAAGUGAUGAAAAUCUUUGCUGUGAUGGUCAUGCUUGACUGGAACAUCAAGGCGUCCUUGGCCGAACGAGAUGUCGGCGUGUACUUUCGCCCCAACUCAAUGUAUAAGACCACGGCGACGUACUCCAUAUUUCAAAUCAGCCAGCUCGGAUUGCACUACUUUGUGCUGGCAGUCGUCGAGAACUUCGUCUACAUGCUCACAUUGUGGUUGUGUGUGCGCCUUCAUCCUCGGUGGCGCCACGCCACCACCGCGAAAGACGUUCAGUUCAUCGGCGCGCUAUGCAUGUCGAGUUUUGGAAAGCUUUUCGCGUGGCUGACGUUCAUUUGGGAGUACAAUUGGACCGUCGUCCACGUCAUCGGCGGAAUUGUGGUGUGUUCCAACUAUCUCGUGCUAAAAAUCUACGUGAACGACGACACGUUCGACGUAUUUAUGGCUGUAGCGGUGGCCGUCGGAAUCCGUGCUCUCACGCAGUUGGUCUUGUUCGCCCUGGGCAAUCCCGUCAUUUUCUUCACGUUCAUUUAACUCGAAUACAAGGUGGCAAACCAUACGGUUGA
This is a messenger RNA of Aphanomyces invadans, 811 nucleotides long. RefSeq lists its product as hypothetical. Gene Ontology annotation, cellular component: cortical endoplasmic reticulum; Golgi apparatus. Lineage: Eukaryota; Oomycota; Saprolegniomycetes; Saprolegniales; Verrucalvaceae. The coding region runs from base 15 to 779 and encodes 254 amino acids. The record is from RefSeq and is a predicted model, not a curated record. The transcript is spliced from 3 exons. Gene Ontology annotation, biological process: intracellular sterol transport; sterol metabolic process; regulation of plasma membrane sterol distribution.